Molecule: messenger RNA, 435 nt
Organism: Darwinula stevensoni
Lineage: Eukaryota; Metazoa; Arthropoda; Ostracoda; Podocopida; Darwinulidae
Source: the annotation of a GenBank genome assembly
GUCACAAGAACGACUCACGACGAGCAGGUACAGAAUGUGGUUGUUGCUUCUUCUCUGCCUGUUCAGCCUUGAACCCGGGCAAGGAGCGUUCAUUAAACAUGAACGAACGGGGAGGAAUGAGCUGAGAGCGAGAAUGGGUCUAUUGGGAUUAGAUCAGGGAUUCCUGCCUGACUUCAAUCACCCUGACGUUGAUGAACACUGCAAGAAUCACUUCAACUUCUUCCUCCAAGACCUCACAUCCGAAAAUGCCUCCACCUGGUCCAUGCUCAUGGCGGAUGCAAGCGGAAAGAUCCCUGCAGGGUACCUCUACGGAAAUGUGUAUUCUUUGGGGAAUUUCGAUGAAUGUCUCAAGGUCUCAGUGAAUUCCGAGGGUGGAUACGAAUUCCUUGGAAAGCAUUGCCUCGCCCAGAUUUUCUUCACAGGGAUGUGAGUCCA